Molecule: messenger RNA, 586 nt
Organism: Drosophila sulfurigaster albostrigata
Lineage: Eukaryota; Metazoa; Arthropoda; Insecta; Diptera; Drosophilidae
Exons: 7
Coding region: 143-571 (142 amino acids)
Source: RefSeq, a predicted model, not a curated record
AGUUUGGCAGUGUGGACUGCAACAAUAAUUGAACCAGGGAUGCAUCACAAGAGCUUCUUUUUGUUGUUGUGGCGGCCCUGAACUCGCCAGGAACUUGCAAUUGUUUUGUUGUUGCUGCUGCUGAGCUGGAAUUGAAAUUGUUAUGUAUUUUAAAGUGGUGGUGGUAUAUCUGCAUUCUAAAAUACCAACAAAAAGUUUGAUGCGCUUGAGAAUGAAGUGCGGAACGUGGAAUGCGGAAUCGCAGGCAGAACUGUGUUUAAUGCUGAGCUCGUUUUUGGGUGGCGCGUCAGUUCCACCUUCCACCUUCCACCGUCCACCUUCCGCGUUCCACGUUCCGCAUUCCGUAUUCCGCAUUCCUCACUCCCCAUUCCACUGUUCGCCAGCUUCGCUUUCGGGUGUUGUGAAAAUGCAAGAGCGAGAGAGCGAGAAAGAAACACAGACGGCGGCUGCAGCCGAUGGACAAAUGGACAAAUGGAGAGAUGGACAAAUGGAGAGACGGAGAGAUGGACUAACGGAGAAUGAACGCAGCAAGCAGCAUUCGAGCAGCAGGCGGAAAACAAAUUGCACAUGAUGUCCAAAGGAACAA